AAAUACCUAAAGAAAUUAGUUAUUUGAACUGAUUAAAAUGCGCUAAUUACAUGGCAAUUUAACGUGGCAUUUGCACGCUACGUCAAAUGUCAACAGCAGCUUUAGCAAAUCUCAUUAAAUGACUCGUCUGCAUUGCAAUUAAAGUGGUUACCUCCCUCACGCCUUCUCACCCACCAUCACAGCCACAGCUGAAGCGCGCGCAAAAUGGCGGCGAGUGAAUAAAGCUCUAAAUGGCUGUAAAUUAUAAUGCAAAUCCAUCAAGCGGCGAGGGCAUGCCUCUUGAGCAGCACAAAAGGCGGUAGCACAAUGGAGGAUGGGCGUGGCGUUAUUUGAAGUGCAGGCAGUCAACGAGCAGCAUCAAGGUCAAAUGUGCAGCCACGCCCACUUCAACUUAAGUAUAAAUAGAAAGGCGACUGCUGCCAAACAAGGAUCAACCAUCGACAGCAUGGACGAAGCUUAUUUUUUGCGCGUACAAGUUUUAGCCUUUCGCCUUAUGGGUUUCGAUUUGUGGAACAACAACAGCUCAAAGGAUCGUCCACAGAUCUCGUUUCUUGUCAUUGGCACCAUGGGCGCCUUUCUUGGUCCGCUGUUUUUUGCCAUUAAGUUCUACAUCAAGAAUGUGAGCAUCAUGUCUGAUGCCAUGGGCUCCUUUCUGGCCAUUCUGCUCACCCUGGUCAAAUAUGGUGUCUUCAUCUACUAUCGCGGCGACUUUGUGCAGCUCAUCUAUCGCAUUCGCGGCAUUCUUGAGCGUGAGAUUGUGGCAUGGCCGCAGGCUGCACAGAUCGUGGAGACGGAGAAUCGGAGCGAUCAAGCGCUGAGCUUGACCUACAUGCGCUGCUUCUUUGCCGCCUGCCUUUUUGCGGGUAUCAAGCCCAUUGUGAUCAUGGUCACCACCAAACUAAGGACUGGUGAAACGUAUUUGGAGCUGCCGCAUUCGGGCGUGUAUCCGUGGAGCGAUCAGGCGAUCUUGUACUACGCUCCCACGUACAUUUGGAAUUUGCUGGCCAGCUACGGGGCCGUCACCAUGUCCUUGGCCAUGGACACGUUGCUAUUUGCCUUCACGUAUAAUGUGUGCGCUUUGUUCAAGAUUGCCCAGCAUCGCAUACGGCACUUGCAGCCCAUGGAGCAGGAGCCGAGGCAGGAGUUGCUGCAACUGAUUGAUGUGUUGCGCCUGCAUCAGACCGGUCUGAUGAUUGCCACACAGCUGGGGCGUAGCCUGAGGCCUUUGGUGUUUAUGCAGUUCUUUGUCACGGCAUUGCAACUGUGCUUUCUAGGCUUUCAGUUGGCCGAUCUGUUUCCGUCGCCUGUCUGCGUUUACUUCAUCUUCUUUGUCAGCUCGCUGCUGAUUGCGCUGUUCAUCUAUUCGCAUUGCGGCGAGAAUAUGAAGCAGGCCAGUGCUGACUUUGCCAUUGCAGUCUACGAUAGCAACUGGGUGGAGUUUGCCCCAGCCACACGACGUGCCCUCAUCGUCACUAUCAUGCGGGCCCAGCGACCAUGCCAGCUAAAGGGCUACUUCUUUGAGCCAAACAUGGCAACAUUCUCGGCGGUGGUUCGCUCAGCCAUUUCGUAUGUCAUGAUGUUGCGCUCUUUUAAUGCCACGGGUCAAGCAUAACUACGCAACUUUGCAGCAUUCCUGGUUCCAUAAGACAUGUCUGUCCUGCUCUCA
Molecule: messenger RNA, 1666 nt
Organism: Drosophila sulfurigaster albostrigata
Lineage: Eukaryota; Metazoa; Arthropoda; Insecta; Diptera; Drosophilidae
Gene: Or9a
Product: odorant receptor 9a
Exons: 3
Coding region: 314-1612 (432 amino acids)
Biological process (GO): detection of chemical stimulus involved in sensory perception of smell; sensory perception of smell
Cellular component (GO): plasma membrane
Molecular function (GO): olfactory receptor activity; odorant binding
Source: RefSeq, a predicted model, not a curated record